This is a messenger RNA of Nezara viridula (southern green stink bug), 3993 nucleotides long. Lineage: Eukaryota; Metazoa; Arthropoda; Insecta; Hemiptera; Pentatomidae. The record is from the annotation of a GenBank genome assembly.
AACAAACUAGAUGUCUUAUAAAGUGGAAAAAUGGAUUAUAAAAUUUUUGCACCAACUUUGUCAUUGUAACUAAACAAGAAAUUUUAAAUGCCCUUGAAAUUAUGUUAGCAUUGCGUUUGAAGGAUGUUCACAGCAAAGAUGGCGGCUAAGAAGUGUCGAAUUAUGGUUUAUUUUUCAAAAGAUUUCGAUGACUGAUGUUCAUCGAAUAUAAAAAUGUUGGUUAAAAUGAUGUGACAGCAUGAAGAAAUCGCAGAACUCCAUAUCAGAUUCCCGAAGCGAGUCUGUUGAAUUAUCUAUAAGGCUCUACAGAGCAAUAGCAGAUGUUAUUCGCCACUUAGACGAUCAGAGAGCCCGAAUAAUAAAUGUUCGUGAUCUGUUCUCUGAAAACAUUGAAUUACAGAGGAUAAAACUUAAAGAUUAUUGUGAAAAACUCAUGUUUAUUGAUCCUGUUGGUUAUGGUAAAAAAGCUGAAGAUCUGCUUUGGAGAAAAGGCUAUUAUGAGGUUUUUGCCACUUCAAAGCGUUUGAAUAAGAAUAAUAAAAUGGACCUACAGGAUGCCAGUUUGAUGCAAUGUCACCUUCAAUCAGGGAUUGGCUACUAUCACCAUUUGAUCAUGAAGAUUCAAUCCUAUUUUAGACUGGAUCUUCGUGGCAUAGUAGACUUCCCCCUGAUUGUUACUGAUUGUGGAUUAAAAAAAGAUAAAAACUUAUGGGGUAAUAAACCAAUUGAAAGUGGCGGUCUCGAAUGGGCACAUCAUGCCCUACAUAGAUGCCUGAUUUAUCUUGGAGACCUUAGCCGCUAUCUCUCUGAAAUUGAAUCAUUCUAUGACCAUAGCUUUGCCCAGCGAUACUAUUCUCAGGCUUUGAAUUGGAGACCUGAAUGUGGGACCCCACAUAAUCAGUUAGGCACUCUUGCUUCAACCCAAAAUUAUAGUCUCGAUGCUGCCUACUACUAUAUGAGAUGUUUGUGCUGUGCUCAGAAAUUUGAUGGUGCUGAGGGAAAUCUUCAGCAUCUGUUUGAAAAUAAUGCUGUUAUAUGGGAGCAAAUGAACCGAAGCCGUGGAAAAGAGAUUACACCUAAUGUGAAGAAGCUUUUAGUUACCUUUAUCCAUAUUUCUUAUAGCAUGUUUUUUGAUAAACAACAUUCUCAGAUUCAGCAGAUGUGUGGUGAUGCCUUAACAAUUCUGGAAAAUUGCAUUGUUGAAAUUGAAUCAAAUCUUAUAACAGUGUACAAUAAGAGCCCUGUUGCUGAACCCACUGUUUUAAACGAUGACAUCCUUUUUAAAAUGCUGAUUAUUUCAUUCAUGUGUAUACAACAGUUGAAAAAUAAGGGUUCCUCUAACACCAUGGGAGGAGUAGCACUUAGUCUUGCAUUGAUGUCUCAGUUGAUAAAUUCUGUUCUGAAACGACUCGAAGCCGUUUUACCACCCAGAUUAGAACCGGUUGAUAAAGGAAAUGGAAAAAAGAAAACGCUCCGUAGAAGAAGGAAGCGUAGAAUCAAUAAUUCUCAUGUUUCAGAUCUUAGUGAAGAUGAAAAUGACUCCGUUUACAGUUUGGACUCUGACAUUAGCGAAGAGGAUCUUAUAUUUGAUUGUCACGAAUCUGAUGAAGAACCAAUACUUAAUGGUAACGGAAUUCAUCUAAAUGGAAUUAAUGAUCAUAGCGAACAUAGCGAUAGUAGUAAAAUCAAAGGGUUCUCUGACUUGACUGAUUCCUCUCAGCCUUGGACUCACUCGUUGGUUUCGCAGAACAAGUCUUUUCAGCACAUUCACAAGCUCUCUAAUCAAGGAUAUAUUCUUCAAACCAUUAAGGUCUGUUGUGAUUGGUUGGUGAGCAACAAUGCCUUUCUCAAGUCCUGUGGGUCCACAACUGGCCCUCUUCUUUCCAGACUUGUUAAUUUUUUAAAUCACCUUUCCGCAGUGCCCAGUAUCGAUGCUUUGAAAGAUCUAUUUGAUGAUUGUAUUUUAACCGAAGAUGAUUUGUGCUCUAUCCCGCUGCCAGAAGAUGUUACGGUGAGAGGGUUGAGUUGUCUGCAAGCGGCCCAUGCUAAAUUGAAUUGGGAUUGCUUAAGGACACGGGCACUUAGACCUGAAGAAGAGACUUACUCACGAAUUUUCAAACUGAUACGUUUUGGAAGUUCCUUGGCAGAUUCAAAGAUUUGUGCUCUCAAUUACGACGCAAGCAGACAGUGGUUUAGUCUUGAAACCAAUGGCAACAAGAAUGGAAAUAAUACUCAAAAAGAAGAAAGGCCACGAGCCCAACCUGAAAGGCUCAAACUGAUGGGUGAAUUAUGGCUGAAGAGCGAGGUAUCGCAGCUUGAAAAUAAAGCUAAGAAAGUUAAUUUGCCGCCAUAUCUGGUUCCAGACACUGAAGUUUUUCUGAAUCAUCCUUCUCUGCUUAAACAGCUCGUUGGCAGCAAAAAGUUUAUUGUUCUAAUACCAUCAAUAGUUGUUUCUGGCUUAGAUGAAUUUAAGGGUUCUUCGGGAAGAGUUAGGGACACCAUACGUUGGCUAGAAAAUCAACUGAGAAUCGGUCACAGAAGUGUCAGAUUGCAACGGUCAAACGAAGCACUCCCUGUUCCCUUCAUAAAAUAUCCGAAAAAGAAAGACAAGGAAGCUUGGGUUUUUCUCCAAAUAGUGGAAUGUUGUAACUACGUAUGCAGCCAGAGUACUGGAGAGAAAAACCCUGAGCUCGUCACUCUUUUGACUGGAUCUAAAACUUACCUCAAUGGUCAAGGAGGAUUCAGCCACAUCGGAGUUGCAAAAUCUGCUGGUAUUAACGUCGAGCAUAUAGAAAGCUUUUAUAGCAAGUGGAAAAGCUGCAUAAAGAGUCAUGGUUGAUGAGCACAAUCUGAGGCCCAGCUAGGGUCGUUGGUCCUGACCAAGAGAGAAGUAGAAAGGGAGAGAGAGUGAGGGAAGAGAGAUAGCCCCGCUCUAGAGGCGGCUUGGGGGGCCCCGCUCAGAGGCACUCGGGGGGCCCGGGGCGCCUGCUCCAUGCUUGGCUAGUUAAUAUCUCGUUUAUCGUUAGACUCUCCUAACAAAAAAAUUUUAUCCAGUUUUAACUACCCAAGGUGUUAACUUAAACAAAAAAAAAACAAAAAAAAAAAACAUCGAAACAAACUAAUAAUAAAACUACGCAUAAAUCUUGUAUGUUGUAAGAUUUUUAAGAUAUAUACGCCUAGAGAUUAAUGGUGUAAGAAAGAUACACAAGUUAUUUUGUUUUUCUAAUGUUUAGCGUUUCUCUCACUCUUUAUUAGCUUAGGGUUAGGGAUUCUUUUAGUUCUUGUUUUCUAUAACCACGCUAUUUUAUGUUUUUUUUUGUUUUAUUUCCAUCUCUUAUUUUUUUUUUCUUCUUUAUCAAAAUUCCUCUGACCCUUAAAGAUUUUGGUUGUUUUGGGAAGAAAAAGUAAAAUGAUAAACUUCUUGACUUCAUUUAAGAAUACAAUCUGUUAUUUUCGAUAUUUUUUUUUUAUUUUAAUUAUUUUUUUUAAUAAAUUUUAAUAUAAUAUAAAACUAAAGUAGUAUUAGUGAUGAUACCUUCUAAGAAGAUAUGAAUUGUAAUCAAUUGUACCCUGCUAUAUUCCCUCUUAUAAAUUUCCUCUUUUAGAUUUUAAGGUUUUUUCUAUGAAAUAAAUUUCAUGGGCUUAUGUAACAUCUUUUGAUUGAGUCCACCUUCUUUAUUAUUAGCUUUAUAGAAAAAAACAAGCUUUCUUGUAAUCGCAAGGUAAGUAAUAUUAUUAACUGAUAAUUUUAUAUAUAUUUUUUUUUGGCCAAAAAUUGGAAAUGUUUAAUUUUUUUCUCCUCCUUAAUAUUCUAUUUAGCUUAAAUUUAUGUCGUUUGGGAUUGGCUUAAAGUUACUAUAUCGUAUUAGUUUUCAAUUUGUAAAUGAAAAGAAAAAAAAAUUAUAUGAUAACCUCUUUAACAUGUGUUUCUAUUUGAUACUAACCCACUUCAUUACAUCCUUUACGAAAUAAUGAAAGCUAUUGUUUUCGUUU